UGUGUGUGUGAAAGUAACUGUUAAUCUCCCUGUGUGUGUCUAUGUUUUCCCCCACAGAGGAGACAGCGUUCGAGGCGGGUGUGCGGGUGCAGAUCCACAGCCAGGCAGAGCCCCCGUUCGUCCAUGAGCUGGGCUUUGGCGUUGCCCCGGGCUUUCAGACCUUUGUUGCCACUCAGGAGCAGAGGCUGACCUACCUGCCUCCUCCGUGGGGAGAGUGUGAGUCCAAGGCCCUAGACUCUGGCUUCUUCCAGGUCUAUAGUGUGACAGCUUGCAGGAUUGACUGUGAGACACGCUACAUCGUGGAAAACUGUAACUGCAGGAUGGUGCACAUGCCCGGUGAUUCACCAUUCUGUACCCCUGAACAGUACAAAGACUGUGCAGAGCCUGCCCUUGCCAAGUUGUCAAUGCUGGAGAGUAGCAACUGCAUCUGUAGGACACCAUGCAACAUGACACGCUACAACAAGGAGCUGUCCAUGGUCAAGAUCCCCAGUAAGACCUCAGCACGCUACCUGGAAAAGAAGUUCAACCGCUCUGAGAAAUACAUCACGGAUAACAUCCUAGUCCUGGAUGUGUUCUUUGAGGCCUUGAACUAUGAGACCAUUGAGCAGAAGAAAGCCUACGAAGUGGCAGGCUUACUGGGUAUAGCUAACUUGGGUUGUCAGCUGAACGGUGUUUCCUCCGAUACAUUGGUGCGGCUGGCUUCUGGGUUAAGCUUGACGGUGUUAAGAAGCACGGUUUGGCGCGUCAUGUUUCGGAGGAGGGAUGACUCGAUCUUUGCCUCUUCCGAGCCCGUUGGGGAGUUGCAGCAAUGA
Oncorhynchus nerka (sockeye salmon) is the source of this 812-nucleotide messenger RNA. Its product is annotated as acid-sensing ion channel 2-like. The record is from RefSeq and is a predicted model, not a curated record. The transcript is spliced from 6 exons. Gene Ontology annotation, biological process: sodium ion transmembrane transport. Bases 42 to 812 code for a protein of 256 amino acids. Gene Ontology annotation, molecular function: ligand-gated sodium channel activity. Gene Ontology annotation, cellular component: plasma membrane. NCBI's taxonomy places the organism in Eukaryota, Metazoa, Chordata, Actinopteri, Salmoniformes, Salmonidae.